CUCGUUAUGGAUGACAAGAAAGCAGACGGAUCCCCUGCGCCGCUCCAUGUUGAGGCCUACGAUGGUAGCGCCGACAUUGAAAAGAGAGGUGAUGAUCAAUGGCAUACAAACACCAAAGAAGCCCAGGCGGCCAAUGCGGCCGAACACUCUUUGACCGUGCGUCAGGCCUUACGCGCAUAUCCCUGGGCAGUCGCCUGGUCGCUCACGAUCUCCAUGUCGAUUAUCAUGGAGGGCUACGAUACCAAUCUGGUGGGUAAUUUCUACGCCUAUCCGGAGUUCAAGAAACAGUUUGGGAAUGAAUAUGCGCAUGGAUAUGAGGUUCCUGGCGAAUGGCAGUCGGCCUUAGGGGCUGGCGGGAAUGCAGGGUGUAUUAUUGGGGCGUUUCUGAAUGGAUACCUGAUAAAACAUUACGGCUUUAAGAAAGUGUUCCUUGGUGGUUUAUUCUGUAUGUGCAGUUUUAUUUUCGUCUCGUUCUUUGGAAAGUCCGUCGGGGCUCAGGUUGCUGGACAGGUUCUCUGUGGGAUACCUUGGGGAAUGUUCGCCACUAUCGGUCCUGCAUACUCAUCAGAGCUCCUCCCCAUGGCUCUGCGCUCCUAUCUAACAGCCUACACAAACAUGUGCUUCGCAAUCGGCCAAUUCCUCAGCAUGGGCGUGCUCCAAAGCCUCCUCAACCGCCCAGACGAAUGGUCCUACCGCAUCCCUUUUGCCGUCCAAUGGAUCUGGCCCGCCCCGUUAUUCUUCAUUGCAAUCUUCAUGCCCGAGUCCCCCUGGUGGCAGGUCCGACACGGACAAUACGACGCCGCGCACAAAACUGUUCAGGGGCUCAUGGCCAAGACCGAACGGCAUAACGCCCGCCAGAUUGUGGCUAUGAUGAUCCACACCGAUAACAUCGAGUCCGAACUUGAAGCCGGCUCGUCGUAUAUGGACUGCCUUAAAGGGUCGAAUCUGCGGCGCACGGAAAUCGCCUGCGUCACUUUCGCAGGCCAGGUUCUUGCCGGUAGCCAGUUCGCCUACUCGGGGACGUAUUUCUUUGAACAGGCCGGGAUGAGCCCGGAUGAUGCGUAUAAGCUUGCGCUUGGUGGUACGGCGAUUGCCUUUAUCGGAACGGUUCUCUCGUGGUUCCUUAUGAAGGCCUUCGGUCGACGGUCUAUGUACCUGGGUGGUAUGGCCAUGAUGUGCGCGUACCUCUUCAUCAUCGGCAUUCUGGACCUGGUACGAAACAUCGACGGGGUGAAGUGGGCGCAGUCAUCGCUGUGUAUUAUCUGGCUAUUUACAUUUUCGCUUACCAUUGGCCCAUUGGGGUGGUCGAUUGCGCCUGAGGUGUCGUCGACGAGGCUGCGUUCGAAAACGAUUGUUCUUGCGCGGAAUACGUACUAUAUUGCGAUUGUGGUGGCAAAUGUUAUUGAGCCGUAUUUUAUGAAUCCCACGGCCUGGAACUGGAGAGGGAAGACGGGGUUCUUCUGGUUUGGGACGGGAUUUCUGACUCUUGUUUGGGGGUUCUUUAGACUUACAGAGACGAAGGGGAGGACAUUUGAGGAGUUGGAUAUCAUGUUUGCUGCGAAGAUUCCGACGAGGAAGUUUAAACGGUAUCAUGUUGAUGCUUAUGCGGAGAAUUUGGAUAUAAAGGACCGGGCGAGGGAGACUACCGCAGAUUAGCUGUACGUUAAUUCAUUCAAUGUGCUAUUGGUUGUUUAAGUCAUAAAUUAUUAACACGGUUAUUCUAAUACUAACCCAGCCUCAUCUCACCACGUACGAAUUUCGACUGGCCGUCUCGAAUAUGCAGCUGUCCUCCCUGUCAGCAAGAGACUGCCAAUGAACGCUGGGCCUAAUGUUUAAAUGCUCCCAGAUAUACGCGGUAUUUUUGGCGGCCCUAAGCAUAUCCCACCCAAGUACACCUUCCACCAAGCUCUCCCGGCUCAGAUUCAGGACAAAUUCCGCUGCAAACCGAUGACUAUCCUG
Molecule: messenger RNA, 1959 nt
Organism: Aspergillus versicolor CBS 583.65
Lineage: Eukaryota; Fungi; Ascomycota; Eurotiomycetes; Eurotiales; Aspergillaceae
Exons: 2
Coding region: 7-1656 (549 amino acids)
Biological process (GO): transmembrane transport; carbohydrate transport
Cellular component (GO): membrane
Molecular function (GO): carbohydrate:proton symporter activity
Source: RefSeq, a predicted model, not a curated record